Molecule: messenger RNA, 330 nt
Organism: Marasmius oreades (fairy-ring Marasmius)
Lineage: Eukaryota; Fungi; Basidiomycota; Agaricomycetes; Agaricales; Marasmiaceae
Exons: 3
Coding region: 1-330 (109 amino acids)
Source: RefSeq, a predicted model, not a curated record
AUGAGCUGUCUUUCUGACCUUAUCCACAUGGCGAUUGGCCUCCACCUCCCUCACCGAAUGAAAAGUGACCCAAGUAGGGGAAGCUCGCACACGACAUCUGCCAUUUUUAUCGACAGUGUAACGUUACUCCAACCUCCAGAAGCUUGUUCCGGUGCCAUCAUUGAACCCGACUCGGAAUUGGCCGUAACGGUAGUCUUUGAGUUGGAACAAAAAGCUCUUCCCAGCUCGUGUGGGAACGUAUCAGCUUUCAAACCAACAUAUUUUUCCGGGUCUAGUGAGAACCUAAUCGCUCAAUUUCUUCCAGAAACGGCUCUCUCCGGCACGUCUUGA